This is a messenger RNA of Limulus polyphemus (Atlantic horseshoe crab), 1559 nucleotides long. RefSeq names its product galactosylgalactosylxylosylprotein 3-beta-glucuronosyltransferase S-like. Gene Ontology annotation, biological process: carbohydrate metabolic process; chondroitin sulfate proteoglycan biosynthetic process. The transcript is spliced from 6 exons. Gene Ontology annotation, cellular component: Golgi membrane. Gene Ontology annotation, molecular function: galactosylgalactosylxylosylprotein 3-beta-glucuronosyltransferase activity. Lineage: Eukaryota; Metazoa; Arthropoda; Merostomata; Xiphosura; Limulidae. The record is from RefSeq and is a predicted model, not a curated record. Bases 270 to 1184 code for a protein of 304 amino acids.
AACAGUAGAGUUGCAUGAUGGUUAAAUGUAAGCUUGUUGAGAGUCAGUAAUUUCGUAGAACGGUGAGGCGCUGGCUUUGUUUACACUUGGUAAAAAGAUUCAAAGAAUUUGUUUUGAAUAAAACGCCCCCUGCUGAAAACAGUCGUCAAGGCAUUAUACGAUCCGAAAACGAAAAGGAAACCUUGGUAGUAUAGCAGUUCUGUCAACAGCUUAUUUCCGUGUUAUACUCUUCUUAGAGUCGCCACUCAGAUUUUAUUAUAUAGAGAGUCAUGGUUUCUAGUAGAUUUGUUCGACUAGCUAAGAAAGUGGUGCUUUUCGUGUGUCUUCUGUUGGUAUUAUUUCUUCUGUGGUAUUCUGGUGAAUAUGGGAAUUUAGAAUAUGAACCCAUUGAACCUGUAGUUAAAGAAGGGCCGGUAUACAAGCAACAGCUACCAAUCAUAUAUAUUGUAACACCAACAUAUAAACGUGCUGCACAGAUGGCUGACAUGACAAGGCUAGCACAAACACUACAACUAGUUCCCAGUAUUCAUUGGAUUGUUGUCGAAGAUUCUGAAAACCUGACUCAGCCUGUAAGUAACCUACUGAGGCGAACGGGAGUCCCCUUUACUCAUCUUUGUUCAAAGAAGCCUAAAAAUAAAACAAACCCCACAUCAGGCCGUGGAGUUGCUAAUAGGAUGAAGGCCAUCGAGUGGCUCAGAAACUCUUCCAUCAACGAUGGUGUGCUGUAUUUUGCAGAUGAUGAUAAUUCUUAUGACGUUAGAAUAUUUGAAGAGAUGAGAUGGACAAAGAAAGCAAGUGUCUGGCCUGUGGGUUUGGCAUCAAAGUAUUCUAUUAGUUCUCCUAUACUGAAAGACGGGAAAGUUAUAGGUUUUCACGAUGGGUUUAAAAGAAGCAGGUUAUUUGCGGUCGAUAUGGCGGGAUUUGCUGUUUCUAUCAGACUUUUAAAACAAAGUAAGAACCCUUCAAUGCCUUACAGAUUAGGACACCUGGAAGAUGGAUUCCUAAAAAGCUUAAAAAUCAAGAUGAGAGAUUUGGAACCAAAAGCAGCUAACUGUACAGAGGUUCUGGUGUGGCAUACAAAAACACUUUCAAAGAAGAUGCCAUCUUGGGAAAACGUCAAGAAAGAAGAAGAAACGUUCACCCAAUCUAAUCUCAAGGAAUUGUAUUCUAAAAUUUUAAAUUAAGUCGUACUGACAUUAGCGUUUAUUUUAAUGUGGUUUUUUUUAUAUAUAUAUUUACAGAGAUUUCCACACUGAAUGUUGUCGGAUUUAUUGUUGUUCACCAAAAAUAGUUAAAAUAAACUUUUUAGGCUGAUGGGAAUUAUGUAACAGUGUAAGAUGAAUUGUAAUUUGUGUAGUUUUUUUUCUUCUAAUAACUUACUCUUUGGACGGUAUUAAAGUCCGAUUAAUCAAAACAUAUUUGGGCAGUUUCGAUGUUGAAUUCAAAUGCACCGCUCUAAAUAAAACUAUAUAAAACCAUAUCAUAAAGUUUCAUUUUUCCAAAGUUUAUCAUUGUUGAAGUUAUUUAUGUAGUAGACUUUAUUUAUUAUUAUUUUUAAU